Rhodofomes roseus is the source of this 2379-nucleotide messenger RNA. RefSeq lists its product as uncharacterized. The record is from RefSeq and is a predicted model, not a curated record. The transcript is spliced from 6 exons. The coding region runs from base 277 to 1959 and encodes 560 amino acids. NCBI's taxonomy places the organism in Eukaryota, Fungi, Basidiomycota, Agaricomycetes, Polyporales, Fomitopsidaceae.
GGGGCUCUUGUCAGUGGCACGGCCCGCGCACGCGCAUAAUCUAGCCAUUUUCCGUCCGUCUAGUGGCCGCUCUGCAGUCCGGCAUACUGAAUUGCCCUCCUUUCAUUUUGCCCAGGUUCAUCAGCGUCAGGCUCUGAUACUGCUCCAACGACCUCCCCGUCCGCGACCGCGACCUCCUCCUCGGCUUCCCUUACGAGCUCGGACACGCUAUCACCCACAUCAACGUCCUCGCAAACUCUCACGGACUCGACUACUUCUUUUGUUAGCUCCCGUUCUAUGUCCUCUGCUGGGUUGUCGGCCAGCACUCCCACGUCCUCUGCCGCGCAGUCCUCGCCGCGUUCCUCCACGCAAGCGUCCACCACCGCCGCAACGUCGACGUCAAACUCGGCAAGAUCGGCCACCGACUCGUCUAUGAGCUCAUCGGCAUCUGCUACUACCUCCGCAGCCACCGCCUCGGAAUCCAAUCCCGGGUCCUCCUCUGCCAUGUCUUCUGUCGCUUCAGCGGCUAGUCGCGCGACGACAAGCUCGCCGUCUUCGGCGGUGACGCAGUCGUCGACAUCUUCCACCUCGCAGACUACGUCCGCGAGCUCGUCAACUAGCCAGGAAAGCAGUAGUUCCUCCUCAAGUAGCGAGCAGUCGACCAGCACUACAACCAGUGACCGGGACACUUCCUCUUCGCAGAUCACUACCACUACUUCGUCUAGUCAGGAUACGUCGACGUCCAGUUCGUCUAGCACCAAUCCGUCCUCGAGUUCCUCGUCUACGGAUACGACAACUCAGACGGUCACUAGCUCGGACAGCUCUGUCACGGAGACGGUCACAAGCACAAGCACUUCCUCUCAGUCGCCAUCGAGUGGGGGUCCUAGCUCGAGUAGUCAGACGGUCACCGCAGCUACUACAGCUAGGUCGACGAUAUAUGUAACCACGACGAAUAGUGUCGGGAGGACGGUAACAACCGCUCCGCCGUUUGUCACCGAGACCUCCAUGGUUAGCGGUAGCAAUGGGGCGAGCUAUGUGACUGUCGUCGUUGCAAAUCCGACUCCGCUUACGCAGGGGGACAGCAGUCAGGGUAGCAGCUCACAGUUCUUCAAUAACAAGGGUGCCGUUGCCGGUGUCUUCCUGAUCGUCGGUCUGGCCGCCGCGUCGAUCUUGCUUUUCUUGUUCUUCUGUAUUCGCCGACGUCGCCGCACUCGCAGACUAGAGCACGACACAACAGUCGCCUCGGCCCUCGCAGCAGCUGGCCUCAACCGCCGCCCGCUGGAUGGCGACAUGGAAGGCGCCGCGAAUAUGUCGCAACGCAAUUCGCGGCCUGCAUCCGCUUCGAAUCCGUUCGCCGACACGACGUCGUCCUUGCCUCUGACGACGGGCCGGCCUCCUUCAGCCUACAUGGACGACCCUGCCGCCGGACCCGAGCCCACAGACGUACGGGCAACCGACUUCGACCCAUAUGCAGCCUAUGGCACGAUCCACCCGCCACCCCCAGCGACCCUAGGCUUCCCGCGCCGAGAUGGGUACGCGCCCGCGCGCACGAGCAGCCCGCCGCCGGGAGCAUUUACCGCCGCGCACCCUGGGCAUGGCCACAGCUACAGCUCGCGCAGCGACAGCAGCUCCGGGUUCGGCCACCGCACACAGGGCAGCGCGAGCAGCCACGACCUCCUGCUGGGCUACACCCGCGACCGCGGGCGGAGCGAGCCGACGACCCCCGCGUUGAACGAGGGCUCGUCGGGCGACCUGCUCGCGCCGCCGCCGAGGAACCCGAAGAGGCUGGCGGAUGCGAGUCGCGCGGCGAGUGAGGAGGCGCCGGAGCCGGGCGCGGGUGUGAGGGACUCGACGACGUCGUCGGUUUAUUCUAUGGCGGAGGAAGCUCCGAUUGAAGACCCGAGGACGUCUAAACCUGCUCUUGAGGUGCGGAAUCCUGACGGUGCAAACCUUUCGCGCGAAACGACACGCCGAGAAUGAGCGCAAAACAUUCUUGUUGCAUAGCUACUCAAGGACUUCCUGUGCGGACCUCCUUCGUUUUCUUCACGUCUAUCAUUUUGCUUUGGCCGCACCGUGCGCGAGCUCGGACAUGUGCUCUGUCUCGCGAACGGUGUCGGGUGUUGAGUUACUACGCAUGCGUACGAUUUGUUGACGAUCCAUGGACAGUACCUAGACAGAUUCCGUAUACGUAGCCAUUAGCUUUCCGGCCGGACUCUUCUCGCACCCGCGUUGUAGCGUAUCUAAAGCUCUGCUGGAAUGCAUACUUAGUACAUUGACGUCGUUUGCUCACAUUGUGCAGGCUCGCUGCGGUCUGCGCAAAAGCGAUGCCGGCCGGUGCAGUCGACGUCGGGAUGCAAGUACUACAGUUAUAUUCGCUGCUACUGCGGCUGAAGUUGAGCG